Molecule: messenger RNA, 960 nt
Organism: Henningerozyma blattae CBS 6284
Lineage: Eukaryota; Fungi; Ascomycota; Saccharomycetes; Saccharomycetales; Saccharomycetaceae
Gene: GLO1
Product: lactoylglutathione lyase GLO1
Exons: 1
Coding region: 1-960 (319 amino acids)
Molecular function (GO): lactoylglutathione lyase activity; metal ion binding
Source: RefSeq, a predicted model, not a curated record
AUGACUACGUAUUUCCCAACAAAGAUCACAUCUGCAAAGGACAUGCUUGUAAAUCACACCUGUCUUCGUGUAAAGGAUGCUGCUAGAUCGGUUAAGUUUUACGAAGAGACUUUUGGUAUGAAAAUGUACUUGAAGAAGGAUUUCCCAGAAGCUAAAUUCUCCUUGUACUUUUUAUCAUUCCCUAAGGAAUAUGCUAAGACUUCUAAGGGUGAUCCAGAUGUUUUUGGUAGUAGCGGUAUCUUAGAAUUAACACAUAACUGGGGUACUGAAAAUGAUGCUGACUACAAAAUCAAUAACGGUAACACUGAACCUCAUCGUGGAUUUGGACAUAUCUGUGUUUCCGUAGCAGAUGUUAAAAAGUAUUGUGAACAACUAGAGGCUAAGAAUGUUGCUUUCAAGAAAAGAUUAACAGAUGGUACGAUGAAAGAGAUUGCUUUUGUCUUGGACCCUGAUAAUUAUUGGAUUGAAGUGAUUCAGUAUAUUAAGAAGGAAUCAGAAUCACCAAAAGCUGAUAUUGGACCAAUCUUAAACCAUACCAUGUAUCGUAUUAAGGAUCCAAAACCAACUUUGGAAUUUUAUCAAAAUGUCCUAGGUAUGAAACUGUUAAUAGCAGACGAUCAUCCAAAUGGUAAGUUUACCAACUAUUUCUUAGCUUACGGUAUUGAAAACAAUAGCUCUCGUAGGUCUGGUGAAGGUGUUGUAGAAUUAUGUCAUAAUUGGGGUACUGAAGAUGAUAAGGAUUUCAAAUAUCACACUGGUAAUACACAGCCACAAGGCUAUGGGCACAUUUGUGUAAGUACCCCUAAUCCAGAAGCUCUAUGUAAAGAGAUUGAGUCUGUUUAUGGGGAUAAAAUUCAAUGGGCUCCAAAAUGGAAUCAAGGAAAGAUGAAACAAAUUGCUUUUAUCAAAGACCCUGAUGGAUACUCAGUUGAAAUUAUUAAGCGUGGAUUUGCUUUAUAA